AUGUCAAGGGAACUGGCUGUGGUUGUGCUUGGGGCCACCGGCUACACCGGCCAGCUGGUCUGCGAGUAUCUCGCGGGUCUGGGUCGCAGUGUCGUCGGUCCUUGGGCGAUUGCAGGCCGCAGCGAAGCGAAACUCAGCAAACUGAGGAGCGAACUGGAUGUGAACGUCUCCAUUCUCGCCGCAGACUUCAGCGACCCCAGCUCUCUGGACAAUGUCUGCUCCCGCACCAGCGUGCUCAUUUCUUGUGCCGGCCCCUUUACGCAGGUGGGGAUGCCUGUUGUGGAGGCGUGCGUUCGCUGCGGCACGCACUACGUGGAUUCAACUGGCGAGUACAACUUUGUCCGUGAGGUGAUUGGGCGAUUCCACGAGGAGGCAACGAAGAAGGGUGUUGCGGUGGUGUCUUGUUGCGCCUUUGACAGCGUUCCUUCAGAUCUUGGCAACUACGCUGUGCAUCAGGGUCUCGGUGCGCACGUAAAGGAAGUGAAGGCGUUUUACCGCUUGUCAAGCAGCGGUGUUUCGGGCGGGACGGCGCGGUCCGUCUUGGCGGUGCGGGACGCGUGCGGCCCGGAGGACAUGGACCCGUACUGCCUGGUGCCGAGGAAUGCCCCGCACCCUUCCGCGGCGCCGACGCAGAGGGGAGUGUGGUACGACGCGUCUGAGAAGAAGCUGACGGGACCGUUCGUGAUGGCUGCCACCAAUGAGCGUGUUGUUCGCCGCACCAAUGCACUGCUUGGGUACGACAGCACGUACGCGGAGGCGAUGGAGGGGACGCUGUGGAGCGUUGUCGGGGCUGCCUUCAUAAAGUACGUGUCGCUGGCCGUCACUUCUGUGGCGUUCCUCCGCCGCUACGCCGCUGAGCACUGGCUGCCGCCUGCCGGAAGCGGUCCCACCAAGGAGCAAAAGGAGCUGUCGUGGUACAAGUGCGACUUCAUUGGCAUCGACGCAGCAGGCAAGAGGCUGCGGAGGGUCUGCGUCUCGGACAAGAGGGACAUGUACACGGCGAGCGGUGUGUACAUUGGUGAGUGUGCCCUCAGUGCGCUGGAGAUGGCAAAGAACGGCACCCUGACAGCCGGUGUGCUGACGCCCAUGACGGCAUUCGGUGGCGUUCUCCUCCGCCGCCUUCAAGAGGCCGAUGUGGUUGUCGAGGUGGUCGACGAGGCAAGCGAGGACACAACGCCCGCCGAAGGCUAG
Trypanosoma grayi is the source of this 1191-nucleotide messenger RNA. Its product is annotated as saccharopine dehydrogenase. The transcript has a single exon. Gene Ontology annotation, biological process: glycolipid biosynthetic process. Gene Ontology annotation, cellular component: lipid droplet; plasma membrane; mitochondrion. The record is from RefSeq and is a predicted model, not a curated record. Bases 1 to 1191 code for a protein of 396 amino acids. NCBI's taxonomy places the organism in Eukaryota, Euglenozoa, Kinetoplastea, Trypanosomatida, Trypanosomatidae.